AUGAAACCACCAAAAGGUUACACUGGAGGAAAGGAGGGGCAAGUAUGUAGGCUGAAAAGAAGCUUAUAUGGUCUGAAGCAAGCUUCUAGGCAAUGGAAUCUAGAACUGACCAAGUUCUUCAUUGAGCAUGGCUAUACACAAUCCAAAAGAGAUUAUUCAAUGUUCUCUAAAAUUGAAAAUGGAAAGCAGACAAUUGUGCUAGUUUAUGUUGAUGAUCUUCUUGUCACUGGAGAUGACACAAAUGAGAUGAAAAAGCUCAAAACAGAACUUGACAAUGCCUUCACUGUGAAGGAUCUUGGAGAGAUGAGAUAUUUUCUUGGGAUAGAAGUUUCAAGAAGUCCAAAAGGAACCAUGUUAAAUCAAAGAAAGUUCAUUCUUGACAUACUGAAAUCAACAGGGACUGAGGACUGUAAACCUGCAAAGUUCCCCUUUCCCAAAGGGAUCAAAUUAUCAGUUGAUCAAGGUGAACUACUAGAAGAUCCUGAAAUAUAUAGAAGAAUCAUUGGAAGGUUGUUGUACUUGAAUCUGACAAGACCUGAUAUUUCCUAUAGUGUGCAGCAGUUGAGUCAGUUUAUGUGUGAGCCAAGAAAACCACACUUGCAGGCUGCUAUCCAUGUGGUAAAGUACUUGGCUGGUACAAUUGAUUGGGGUUUAUACUACCCUGCUGAUUCUGAAGUAAAGCUAAGCUCAUUCUGUGAUUCAGAUUGGGGAAACUGUGCCUUUAGUUCAAGAUCUCUCACUGGAUACUGUGUUUUCUUAGGAAAAUCACUAGUGUCUUGGAAAACAAAGAAGCAAAACACUGUGUCAAAGUCAUCAACAGAAGCAGAAUAUAGAUGUAUGUCACAAACAACAAGUGAGAUUGUUUGGUUGAAUGGGGUACUAGAAGACCUGGGGUUCACUGUACCUAAGCCUAUUGAUUUAUUCUGUGACAACAAGUCAGCAAUUCAUCUUGCACAUAACCCUGUUUUCCAUGAAAGAACAAAACACUUGAAUGUGGAUUGUCAUUAUGUGAGAGAUCACAUCCUGGAUGGGCUGCUAAACGUUCUUCAUGUUCGAUCCUUUCUCCAGUUAGCUGAUUUAAUGACUAAGUCUCUCAGUGAGCAACAGCAUAAUCAUCUCUCUUUCAAGUUGGGCAUCACUCCCUCAGCUCCAACUUGA
Molecule: messenger RNA, 1158 nt
Organism: Spinacia oleracea (spinach)
Lineage: Eukaryota; Viridiplantae; Streptophyta; Magnoliopsida; Caryophyllales; Amaranthaceae
Exons: 1
Coding region: 1-1158 (385 amino acids)
Source: RefSeq, a predicted model, not a curated record